AUGGAGUCAGAAAACGCUGCAGUUUACGAAACAGACGACCUGGCGGAGCUUCGCCGGUUGCAGUGGCAUGCAAGGCUUAACCUCCAGCUUGAUCCGAAUCCCCACCCUCUUACAUCUCCAAUGUUUCUCCGAGACUUUCUGGCGUCGAAGUUGCCUGUACUCGACGUACGCAGUGAUUGUGCUAGCCACGAGUUGCUGGAAGUCAGCAAUCAAUCGUAUUACACCGAGCAUCAUAAUUUCCUCUCGCUGACUUGCAACCGUUGCCGGUUUCACUUUCACAUUGCGAACGAUUCUCAGCACGUUCAGAGCUGGGGUCCAGCGCAUCGUCACCACAUGCUCGUCUCUUGCGACGAAAAUACUACGAAUGGUACCCAAGUCAGAAUUAAAAAGAGCAGUUACGACGACGCUACCAGCCAUGCUCGAUUCAUCUGUGUGGCUGGAGACUGCCUAUUCAACGUGAAGAUCGAUGUUGUACCCUGGAGACUCUCCCCGACGGAUGUAGCAAAGUUUUCCGAUAAGAGUAGAGUUGAUGAGAACCUCAAGCUUGCUCUGGUUGAAGAUUCGGUUCGAUAUUCAAGCCUCGUCAAUUCGCAGAAUCUCAAGUCUGAGAGCAUCCUGCGGCAUUAUCUCACAGAUGCCCUCAAUAUCUCCGAUAAUGUCCCAUUACGAGUUAACAAGCGUAACAAGCGAUUCUACGUAAGUAUGCGCAGCGACUUUGACGGUUUAUUGAGGUUCCUUGGCUUUUACGAAGGGAUUGAUCCCGAAACUAGUGAGGCAUGUUGGUACAUUCCUCCGCCAGAAGGAGAACAGAAACCAACCCGAGUUCGAACUUUAAGAGCUCGUAUGGAAGAUGCCUUAAUGGAGAUUGAUAUAUUGUUCGCUAGUGGCAACACAGUUAAUGCCUGGGACAAGCUUUUGGGUACAUUCCAGGCAGAUUAUCCUAGGGCUGACAUUCCAGACCUCGUUUUCGAGUCCAGAGUUUCGCUGGACGAUUUAAACCUCUUGGGCUGUUUACCUCACUACCCCCCUGAGUUUUUCAGCUGGGCGGCAAUUCUCUUGGCUAACCGCCGUCCGAGAAACCGUAACGAGUAUCUGGAUGCUGGUCUGCGCUGCAUCGAGGAUCGCAGUUAUGAUGCCUCUCUGGAAAUCAUCAUGGACAAGUCUCGCUUUGAUAAUGCGACUCCAAUGGACAUAAAGGUGGAAGAGGCUUAUGCAUUCUUUAAUGCAUCCUCUAAUGGUGGCAUAACAUCAGACUGGUUCUUGACUAGAUACUACGAAAUGGCCAGGUCUGGCGCGUCUGACGAGUUCAAAGCACAAGCCCUGCAGCAACUCGAAGCGAUCGGUAAUCACCUAGGACGAGAUAUCGUCAGCGAAAUCGAUCCAGUGACUCUAGGAUAUGCGGGAAUGCCGGAGCUCAUUCCAUCGACAUCAGGCGGAAUAAUGUCCGUUUCUACUGCGGCAAACUUCUUGGAAGUAGAGCCAAGCUACACCGCGGAGAUUAUCCGCGGCUUUGUCGAGCGGUUGAUUCGUAAGGACAAUAUCGACCGAGGCAAAGUUAUCGAGGCUCUCAAUGUCCUAUCUAAUCACAAACGUGAGCUAGAUAACCUAGGAGAGGCGAACGAAUUGCAGCAGAUCGCCGAGUUUGUGAAAGAGACUGAUUUUAUGCCAAUGCUAAUCUCACAACCACACUCCGCACCGAUAUUAAUAACCCUUCCUAGCACACCCCCUGGGCUUAAGAAUAUCGGUAACACAUGUUACUUGAACAGUCUCCUUCAGUACUUCUACAAUGUUAAACUAGUUCGGGAUCUAGUACUUAACUUUGACGAUGUCAAACUUGAGCUUGACGAGGAGAUUGUCGGACGACGUCGAACUGGUGGUAAUGGCACAAGUGUUAAUCUGGAAGAAGCUAUUGUUGCUAGGCAAUUUAUUGAGAUGCUGCAGGGGCUGUUCGCUGAUCUACAAACAACUACACAAGUCGCAGCUCACCCAUCGCAGAAACUUGCGAACAUAGCUCUUUCAUCGGCUAGGGAUAUUUUAGAGCAACAGCCGCAGAACAUCCCUCCUCCGUUGCCAGCGCGUCCAUCACCGGCGCCGCCUGCUAUUCCCGCGGCGAAGGACAACGAAGAAAACGGACUGGUGAAUGUUACUAUCGAGCCAGUUAAUGACAAACUCGAGCUGGCAAGUUCGCAAAGUUCGCAAACACUUGUUGAUGAGACCGAGGAUGUGGUCAUGUUGAACACCCAGUCGAAAACAUCGAACGAGAGCGCUCCUGUUUCUCAAUCUAACGACAUCGAGAUGGAGGACGCGACCGAAUCGUCGUCUCUUGAUACCAAGAUUGCGGAGGUAUCGCGUCGACUAGAACAUUCUGAUCGCUCAGGAACGUCCCAGCAAGAUGUUGGGGAAAUCAUCGGUAAUAUCUUGGAGCACUUUAUGCGUGCAAUACGUUCAGAUGGCCCAAUGCCUGGAAAACCCGAUCUGCAAGCUGACAAAAUCACGGAGACAUUCUUCACAACAAUUGUGAAUUACACUAUCAAGACUAAGAAGGGUUAUCCGACAAACAGCUCGGGCACUGGUCUUGAAGAGAAUUCUUUGAAUGUUGAGAUCGUACCCGAGCGAUGGAUCACUGCUUAUCCCGAGGAGGUGAAUGAGACCUUGGAGAGUACUAGCAGUAAUGCAGGUGGAGAGAAUAACGCGCGAUGCACACUAGUUGAGGCUUUAGAUCGAUAUUUCUCUUAUGAAACAAUCGACGACGGCAAUCGUGCACGUUACAGCAGUAUUCGAACACUGCCACCCAUCUUACACAUCUGUAUUCAGAGAAGCACUCCGAAGGGCAAAAACAAGAACCCUGUCGUCAUACCGGAAAUUCUGUAUCUUGAUCGUUACAUGGAGGCUGAGGAGGGAUUCCCCGUCUGGAUUGCUCGCAAAAGAACAUGGGCGCUUAAGGAACGCCUCAAAGAAGUUGCAACUAAGAUCCACCAGAGUAACCAGAAGAGCAAAGCCAACCAAAAUCCCGAAGGUUGGGCUAACGCAGGAUCUAUGGAUCCCGAAUUUAAGGAUUUUCGGACGGUGGAUGCCCAAGACCUGCAAAGCAUGACUAUGGCAGCAAUUGAGAAGUCGGUUGAUGACUCUCAUCUGGAUCAAUCGUUCCUGGAUGAUAUCGGCCUGCAGGCGAAGAACGAAUUGUCGAGCAUGCCCGAAUUUAUCGAAUCCUUAUUACCCAAAAUGCCUAAAGCCACGCCAGGCUCGCCAGGCGCGCCGGAUAACGAACCGCUCAGCGAUAAGUUAGGCGAUAUCCUCUGGGAUACCACUACACCCCUCGACGUGGGAACUGUAGAGGAAGUUCUCGAGUUACGUCAAAAGGAAGAGACUACUUUUGACACUAUGAAGAACGAGAAGUAUGCAAUCCAUGCCGUGAUUUGCCACCGCGGUGGUACGACGGCAGGGCAUUACUGGGUCUGGAUCCGCGAUUUUAAACGCAACGUCUGGUACCGCUACAACGACGAGACCGUCACAGAAGACAGCCGUGGUACGGAGGCUGUUCUGGAUGACUUGAAUCAGACUGGUGAUCCGUACUACGUGGCCUACGUCCGAGAUGAGAUGAAGGACGAUCUAGUCGACGUGCCCCAACGUCUUAAAUCCAAUGUCGCGGGUCCUUCGACUGCCGACCAUGAAGCUCCUGCAGUCCAGGAGGUAGAGACGAUUGAGGGCAUCAUACCAAUGCUCAGCUAA
This is a messenger RNA of Annulohypoxylon maeteangense, 3729 nucleotides long. Its product is annotated as cysteine proteinase. The transcript has 5 exons. The coding region runs from base 1 to 3729 and encodes 1242 amino acids. Gene Ontology annotation, biological process: protein deubiquitination; proteasome-mediated ubiquitin-dependent protein catabolic process; regulation of proteasomal protein catabolic process. Gene Ontology annotation, molecular function: cysteine-type deubiquitinase activity; proteasome binding. The record is from RefSeq and is a predicted model, not a curated record. NCBI's taxonomy places the organism in Eukaryota, Fungi, Ascomycota, Sordariomycetes, Xylariales, Hypoxylaceae.